Molecule: messenger RNA, 867 nt
Organism: Nymphaea colorata (pocket water lily)
Lineage: Eukaryota; Viridiplantae; Streptophyta; Magnoliopsida; Nymphaeales; Nymphaeaceae
Product: embryo-specific protein ATS3A-like
Exons: 3
Coding region: 72-575 (167 amino acids)
Molecular function (GO): protein binding
Source: RefSeq, a predicted model, not a curated record
GUCUCCGUCUUCAUCAAAACGACAUCAUCACCAAGCGCGAACCGGAGGUCCGUCGCUUGGCAAUCCCAAAGAUGACGAAACUGCCCUUUCCUCUGCUCCCUCCCCUCCUCCUCCCCCUCCUCAUCUUCGGCGUCGCCGCCGCGGCGAUCAGCCCACGGCCUCAGCCGAUAAGCGCGUUGGAGAUCCCGAUGAUCUCCCAGAAGGGAGUAGGUGGAUGUUCUUACACCGUGGUCGUGAAGACGAGCUGCUCCUCGAAUAAGUUGACCAGAGACCAGAUCAGCCUCGCCUUUGGAGACGCCUACGGGAACCAGGUCUAUGCACCAAGGCUGGAUGACCCAUCUUCAGGUACAUUUGAGAGGUGCUCCACAGACACCUUCAAGAUAACUGGGCCAUGCACCUAUGAGAUCUGCUACUUCUACCUGCUAAGGAUGGGGAGAGAUGGCUGGAAACCAGAACAGGUCAAGGUCUACAGCCCCAACUCCAGAGCCGUAACUUUCUACUAUGACAUGUUCCUCCCAAAUGGUGUUUGGUAUGGCUUCAACUUGUGCAGCGGCAGCUCGGCCGCAGCCACGUAAUUAUAACAGUUUGAGGAUGUGAUUAUCAUUGUUAUUGCAAGUUUCUCAACUGUCAUGUGUUUGGAGUACUUGGACGCAUCUAAGUACUCUAAGCUGGAAGCUAUUUUUAUAUCUUUGCUUGUGUCUAGAGGCUGGGCGAAGCUUUACGUUUCUAUAUAAUCUAAGGAUGUAAAUGUGAAGUGAUCGGGCUGUCCUGGGGUGCAUAUGGGAAAAAUAAUAAGAUUUGAUUUGUAUCGGACCCAUAAUGCAAAUAAAAAUGUGAACUACCAAUGCAUGAGGUCUUGUUUGAUUA